UGCAGGGCCUGCUUCCUGAAUCCAAGGACUUGCUACACCCAUGUGCCAGGCUACAAUAAUGCAGUGCUUUUCCUUUAUACUGCAUUCAUGUCUCCGUGCUUUGUGCAUUUAAAGAUGCCAACCACUUCAUCAAGAAGCAUCCGAUGAAUGAAGCCCCAACUCUACUUAAUGUUGUUUGGUUUACCAAUUAGCUGAAACUUACUUCAUAUAACAUUUUUACGAGGAAGAUGGGAGGAAAUUCUUGGUUGACUGCAGUGAAGAGAGCUUUUACGUCUCCUACAAAGGAUAAUGAGAAGAGGAUUAAUGCUAGAGAAGAAGAGGAAGAGGAAAAGAAGAGAGGAAAAAGAAGAUGGAUUUUCAAGAAGCCUUCGAAUCAAGAAACAAUUACACAACACCGAGAAGUGAGGACCAUAACUACAACUGCAAACAUUUCUGAAGCUGAGGAAAGACAUGACAUUGCAGUGGCCAUGGCUGAAGCAGCAGUAGCAACAGCCAAAGCAGCCGUAGAAGCAGUUCGUCUUUCUAGGCCUUCGACUUUGCUUAAACGACAUUUGGCGGCCAUUGUUAUACAGACAGCUUUUAGAGGAUAUCUGGCAAGGAGAGCUCUUCGGGCUCUUAAGGCGGUGGUAAAACUGCAAGCUUUAGUUAGAGGCCACAAUGUUCGAAAGAGAGCAAACCAGAUUCUUCAAUGCAUGCAGGCUCUGGUUCGUGUACAAGCUCGGGUUCGUCAACAACGCAUGGCGUUUUGUACAAAUGACCACAGAUCCAUUAUUACUUCUCGAGAUGAAGGCGGCAGUGCAGAUGAUUUGCUCCAUUGGGAUGAUCAUGAUGAAAUUGCCUGGAAACGUGAAAAAGCUCUUGCUUAUGAUUUCUCUAAACAGAUACGGAGAAAUGGGAGAGACGGCGUUCAAAGUGAAGAAGAAGAGAAUCCCACUCCCAGGAGAUGGCUAAGAAGAGAAUUAAGAGAAACUGAGCCCAUAAAAACCGUUGAAAUUGACACCUCUCGCCCAUUCUCCUACGUCAAGAAAUCACCAUUACGCCAUAAUUACCAGCCACAAAGACACAGUUCGUUUUCGCAUUCUUCUCCUCUCCGCUCAGGCGGCUCACCCAUCACACCGUCGCCGACUAAAACCAGGACUCUUCAGGUGCAUUCGGCAGCAGUGCCAAACUACAUGGCGGCGACUGCAUCUGCCAAGGCACGAUUGCGGUCACAAAGUGCACCAAGGCAGAGGCAUUCAGCUUCAGAAAGGGCUAAAAAACGCCUUUCUUUCCCAAAUCCUGAUCCAUAUCUUAGUGAUCAUAGCAAUCACGAACAGCGAUCCUACGGGUCUUUCUGCAAUGACAGCAUGGAUGAGGAGAUUUAUCCACCUUCAACUACCAAUGAUUUAAGGUGGUGGCUUAGAUGAUUAAUUUCCCAAUUAAUUCAUCAGUGGCCUUGCCCAGGAUUGCAUGGAUGAUUGACGAAUGUGAUGCCUCAACCAUCAAUUUUUUUCUUAGUGAAUUUUACAAAAUGCCGUUCAUGUAAAACCCACUUAACAUUAUCAUUGCAUUUGGUUCCAUCAUACGUAUUUGACAGAGAAGAAUGUGCAAGGGAAGAACAUUGUCUA
Messenger RNA from Mangifera indica (mango), 1607 nucleotides. RefSeq names its product protein IQ-DOMAIN 18-like. Gene Ontology annotation, molecular function: protein binding. NCBI's taxonomy places the organism in Eukaryota, Viridiplantae, Streptophyta, Magnoliopsida, Sapindales, Anacardiaceae. Bases 228 to 1406 code for a protein of 392 amino acids. The record is from RefSeq and is a predicted model, not a curated record. The transcript is spliced from 5 exons.